Messenger RNA from Tyto alba (common barn owl), 2377 nucleotides. RefSeq names its product coiled-coil domain containing 126 (gene CCDC126). Bases 669 to 1088 code for a protein of 139 amino acids. The record is from RefSeq and is a predicted model, not a curated record. The transcript is spliced from 4 exons. NCBI's taxonomy places the organism in Eukaryota, Metazoa, Chordata, Aves, Strigiformes, Tytonidae.
GCCGCCUGCUUCGGGACAGGUUGAUCUCCUUUCUGGCUUGGGCUCGUGUUUCGGCGUCCCCCCCCCGCUGCCGGCGCUGGUGCGGCCGACGGUUCUGCCGCCUCCUCCCCGCCGCCCUCCGUCCUUCCGCAGCGGGUCGUGCCGCGGGGCUGCGGCAGCGCCCGGGGCUGCGGGAGCGCCCGGGACCGGCGGCGACGGGUCGGUCUCGUCCCUGCUCUGCCAGCCCCGCGGGUGUCCGGCGGGGUCGUGGCGGUGUUAUCGCAGGCCCCUCGCACCGGCUUGGGUGGGGUGUGUGCUGCUGCCCGCCGUGCCUAAACGUGCCCUUCGGCUGGAUAACCGUGUGCCAGAGCUGUGAUGCCGUGUCCUUGAACGAGCUCCCUGAAGAUGUCUGGCUCGUAUUGCUUCAGACUGUCUGGACACUUGCUGUUUAACUGCUGAAGCUUUCAUACCAUUUGUUUUUCUUCUGAAGCCUUAAUCUAUUGAGGGUUCAGAAUUGGCUGCUAUGGCAUCAAGACCAACUAAAACAUGAGAUGUAAUCAAGAUGAUCCAGCAAGAAGAUUUUUCACUUCACAGAAAUCUUAUUUUUGUUUAAUAUGUAAUAUAAUUUGACAAAACUAAGUUCAACUACUCAUCUUGAAAUUAAGACGCACCUGUGGCCUUCAUCAGAAAUGUUUCUAACAUUUUCAAGAAAAAAUAUGUCCCAGAAACUGAGUAUGUUUUUACUAGUUUUUGGAAUCAUUUGGGGUUUGAUGUUGCUACGCUACACUUUUCAGUAUCCAAGACGCCAAAGCAGUGCCGAGUUGCGUGGACAGAUAUUAGAUCUAAGUAAAAGAUAUGUCAAAGCACUGGCAGAAGAAAAUAAAAAUUUAAUGAAUGGUGGUGGUGGAGCCUCUAUGGCAGGAUAUGCUGAUCUUAAGAGAACAAUUGCUGUUCUUCUGGAUGACAUCUUACAACGCCUCGUGAAAUUGGAAAACAAAGUUGAUUACAUCGUUGUGAAUGGCUCAGCAACCAAUACCACUAAUGGAACUAGCAAUCAGGUGUCAGUAACUUCAAAUAAACGUGUAAAACCAGCAAGCAACAUUAGAUAGCAAACAGGGCCACUUUGUGUUGCUACAUCUAUGAUAUGUAAUAAGCUUUUUAUCUCUGGCUAGGGCAAAGCAGUAGUUGAAUCUAAAAAAAGCAUAAACUAUUAUAUUAUACAAUGUGCUGGAUCUAUGUAGGCCUAACUAAUGUGCACAGGUUUUCAAAGCAUUAUUUCAUUGCCUUUGAGCAGUACUUCUGAAGUGAUCUUUGUUGUCUUUUAAGAUAUUUUCAUAUCAUUUGUUGUAGUAUGCCAUUGGAUAAUAACAGCAAAUGGAAAGCAAUGGGGAACUUAUAGGUAGGUUUCUAAAUAUAUUUAUUUAAGUAUAGAUAUAUCGUUUGGAUAGGUGAGCAGUAUUGUAGCUUUUUCCUUUUUCGUGAUCUGCGUUAAGCUGAGGUAGCUGAGGAAAACAUAUUGUUAAACAAAUGUUAGAAAAUGUAUAUACUUAAAAUAUUUUGUUACUCAUUUACUAAAACAUUAUGAAAUUGAGGAUAUCAUUGGCGGUAAUAUUUUUAAAUUGUGACCCAAAGAAUGUCUUCAUUUGCACUAUCUGUCAGAAUAGCUAGAGAGAAUUUACUGUAUAUUUAAGAAAAUUAAUUAUAAUAGGAAAACAUCCUAGGUAGUAACACUGUCCAGGUAUAUCUUUAUGCCAGAGUUAGGGCAGUUAGAGUAUCAGAAGCAAAUCAUAAUCUGUGAUAUCUUAGAUGAUUAUUUCUUACAAAGAUAUUUAAGUGUAUGUAUUUUGUAAUUGCAGAUAAAAUUAUUUAAGUAAUGGAAAUAAGUUUUGGAUAUGUGAGUACUGUUUAUUCAUUGCUGUUUCUUUUUAACUUUCUAGUACCUUGCAUUUUGUGAUGAUUAUAGCACACCAUCUCCCUAAAUUGCCUUUUUGAUUAGGAGGAAAAGCAAUGAAGGGAGACAAGGCAUCUCUGUGUUUAACAGAGAUACAUCUAUAUACUAAGGGUGUCUUAUAAUGGAAUAUUUGAGAGCUAAGGUGAUGUUUGCCUUAUGUCUAAGUUAGCCUUACAGCAAAGUGAAUUGCAGUGUGGCUGCACUGUAUUUCAAAAUGUUACUGAAGUCAUAUUAAAGAAAGUGCCACUGAGCCUGUUUUUUAAAAUGUACUGAAUGUUUGGGGGGGCGGGUAGGGAGGGUGUGUUCAGGGACUUUUGCCAGAAAUGUGCUGUGAGUGGUUUUUUGGGGGUGGAUGUGUGUGGUCUAAGCCUGUAUUAAGGAAAAAACAAACAAACAAACAAACAAAAAAAAAAACAAAACAAAAACAAAAAAACACCACCACCACCA